Messenger RNA from Plectropomus leopardus (leopard coralgrouper), 2687 nucleotides. NCBI's taxonomy places the organism in Eukaryota, Metazoa, Chordata, Actinopteri, Perciformes, Serranidae. The record is from RefSeq and is a predicted model, not a curated record.
CGAUUGUCAAUGGACUAUUUCAGACGGGUCUCAAUCGGUUUAUGCAACGGCUCCGUGCGUUUCGGCUACGUGAUUUCUGACUUGUGAUUUGCAACCAGAUCUUUGUUAUCCGGAUGGAAAGAGAAAGACAGAGAGAAAGGACUAAAAUGCCGUGAGUCUUGAAGUUUAGUGGAUUUUGUGUGUUGGUAGAUUCUCCUAUUUUCCAGUCGCCCACUUUGAAUUUAUAGUUGGCAGUCUUUUUUCAAUUUUAGACUGUUUAAUAAGUGUGAGAGACUAAGUAAGAUGACAUUGUAGCAGGGUUGUGUCGAGCCAUACAACUGAAGUUGUGCGUGCUGUGGUUUUGAAUCAUCCCAGGGAUUCAUAUUGAAUAUAAUUUAUCUGCGAGCAGAGGUCGAAUCGUUAAGCAAGAGUGGAUUCUUUCCAGCUGUGAAUCCACGAGCCUCUCAUGUUUGUAAAUCAUUUCAGUUUUAAUUAGAAGCUGACACGGGGACACAACUGAGGAGGAAAUCACUAAUAAAAAUCUGCAACAUUGGGACUUUUUAAUGCCUCUGUGGAACCUGAGUUUAUACUCACCUUAUCUUACUCCGCAGGCAAGUGCCUUUUAAUCUUAACAUCAGUUUGACGAGAUAAUUGCGCAGUGUAUCUUUCAACAAAUAUCACAGGAUCUUUAUCUAAAGUGACUUUGUGCGUGCAGUGUAGUCUUUUUCUUUCCACAUGGGAUCAUAGCUGGGUCCACACGUCUUGUUUUCUUCCAUGCUCGCACUGUGGUCCAUUAAAAGCUCAGUGGACCUCAGUCUCUCCAAACUUGACGGGGCAUGGGAGAAGCGACCCCUGCUCAAUCUGCUGCAGGGCCAUUCGUACCCAUGCUGGGUGUCGGUUUAGGAGCUAUGCCCGGUGGGGUCGGUACCGGGUCGGUGGUGGCCCCCUCCAGAGGUUCCGCUGUUCCACAGCUGCACAACGCCAUCGUGGAGCGUCUGCGCGCCCGCAUCGAGCUGUGCAGGAGGCACCACUCUACCUGCGAGAACCGCUACCAGAGGGGUCAGGCCGAGAGCUCGGACCGGGAGCACGAGAGCACGCUUCACCUGCUCAACAUAGUCCAACAAGGGCCCGGGAACCGAAAGGCAAAGGGCAGCCGGGGAUCGAACCAGCAACCUCCAGAGUACAGCAGAGCCAAUGGGGAGCAAAAGGGCUCAGAGGGCGAGCAGAAGCUUUCCACGCGCAUAGCGCUUCAAGGAUCUCUGCGAAGGAAGAUUGAGGGACAUGCACCAGGACCAAAGCAGAACGGGCUCUCCUGUGGUUUCUCUGGAUCAGACUUUAAGCGGGUCCGUGUGGAUGCCGGCAGUCUCGGACACGGGCCCUGCAGCCAUAACUUAACCCAGUCGCAUUCCUUGCAAGGAUCCUCAACCAUGGGCAUGCAGAGGAAGAACUACAUGAUGCCCCAUGGAGUGGGGUCAGACAUAUUCAACAUGACCCUGAAAGAAAUGAAAAAAGAGCCUGUUGAGGUCCAGUCUUGUGGUCAGUCAAAUGCAGACAUGAUUUUUGACUUCAAAGAUGAAGGAGGUGGUCAGAUUGACCCCGAGCUCCAGGAUCUUUUUGAUGAGCUGACAAAGACAGUGCCAACGUUGAAUGACCUGGAGUUUGAGAGGAUGCUGAAGCAGGAUGAUACAUUUGGUUUGGAUCUUGGCCGGCCAAGCUCAGCAGGAGCAGCUGCCAGUCUGUGUUCCCCGACAAUGGAUAAGCCAAUAAAGAUGGAGCACUCCCCAGAUUUUGGCCAUGUUCAUGGUGGCUCGCCACAGCUUCGACCGGCCUCGGCAGGACCCUCUUUUACGCUGACCAGCACCUCUUCUACCACCACGUCGCAAAAGGCUAAUACUCAGGCAGGACACCCCAGAGCCCUGCCCUGCUGGCCAGAAAUAUCCCACGCAGAGCAGCUGAAGCAGAUGGCAGCCAACCAGCAGCAGCCAAGCUCUCUGCUCCAUCACCACCACCAAACACCACCCGCAGGAUUGACCAACUGGGCUCCUGCCAUGAGCACCCACUCCUCCACCAGCCCCUUCCCCCAGGACAAAGUCCCUAGCCCGGCCCCACUGAGCCAGCAGCGGAUUGGCUCUCAGAGUAAAGGGAUCAACAACUGCCUCUUCAAGUCAAACGGCCACAAUGGCUCCCAUCAUUUGGACAUAAAGGUUCUCAGCAGCAAGCCCACGUUGCACUUCAGCCCUAAAGCACCCCAUUCUGCCAGCCAGACAAUGCCUAUCAUGGCAGGCUCAGUGAACAAGACUUCAGCCCAGCAGCAGCAGCAGCCAUCAACCAGCCAGAAUCAGCAACAUACAGCUCUCCACUUCCAGAACCAACAGAUCUCCACGUCAGGUGCUCUUUGCCUACAGCCCAAGUCGGCUCCUGCAGGGCUGCCAUUCAAAUUGUCACAACAGCGACAGGAUAAGAGUGGGGCCACGGGGGCUGAGCCUACCAGGUCACUCCGGCAGUGCUGUGAAGGGAGUACUUGUUUCCUGGGAAAGGGAGCCGCAGCCAAGUCCAGAUGCCGAGCACUCCCCAGGGACAGCGUCCUGAGUCCAGACUGGAGGAAGUGCAGUGUGAGAGCCGGCGAGGCUGGGCCUGGAUCACUGUCAGCUGCCUGCACUGCCGCAGGAUGGGAGACUAAAUCACUCCGCUCCUUCUCUGAGGCCUGA